Messenger RNA from Doryrhamphus excisus (bluestripe pipefish), 2554 nucleotides. RefSeq names its product neuron-derived neurotrophic factor, like (gene ndnfl). The record is from RefSeq and is a predicted model, not a curated record. Gene Ontology annotation, molecular function: heparin binding; protein binding. Lineage: Eukaryota; Metazoa; Chordata; Actinopteri; Syngnathiformes; Syngnathidae.
ACACACAACCAGGAGGUAAACACACAAGAGAAGAGAGCAAGGAGGGAGGGGCUUGGAGGCGGACCUGAUGACAUUGACGUUUAACAGCAGGACAAACCUCCACGUGUGUGAGAAGAGAAGAAGAAACAGUCGCUCCUCCUCUUCUCACUGUCAUCCACUCCUCUUCUUCUUCUUCUUUUUCUUCUUCCUCCAUCCCUGACUUGAUGCCAUCCCGGUGAGGAGCCUGCACGGCGGAGGAGACGGUGAAGCAAUAAAAAAAAAGUGCAUGAAAAAUGGCACUCACGUCCCUGUUCGGGUAUUUGGUGACAGUUCUGGUGCUGUUCUGGAGCACGUCCUUGGUCAGUUCGGCCUUGGCGCCGGAGAACGAGGUGCCCCUGCGACCCACCGCAUGGCUACCAGAGGGGAAGAUCACCACUGUGACUUUACCUAAAGGACGGACACGCAGGCUGUACUUCACGCUGAGGAAGACCCCCACCGUGUCUUUGACCGUCAGCCCAUGCGACCCCCCCAUCGAGUGGACCUUGGCGGCCCGCACUCUGAAGAACAAACCCCUCAAGAGUCUGGAGUGGAGCUCCAAAAAGAGCAUCCCCGAGGUGUGGUGGAGGGGUCCCGGGACUGAAGAGAGAAUACACAGCUUUUCUGGCAACAUUGCGGACACCUACAGCGGCCCCGCAUCCCCCCAUGCGUCCGUCUACAUCCUGAGGCUGCGUUCCAAACAGCAAAGCAGCAGAGCCACGGUAUACCUUCACCAAGGCCCCGGGAUAUCAGGGGCCUUCCCUCGGGUUCCGGCUGACACUCGGGUUCACACGCUCGGAGUGGGGAUGACCAGCGUCACACUCAGCUGGACCCCCAGCACCUCGCUGAUAGGCGUCCCUCAGACGAGUUACGAAUACUGCGUCCUGGUUAAUUCCGAACGCAACUUCCCCAGUGUUUGCGCGGCCCGGGAGAGCGCCAGGAAGGCGGAAGAUAAAAGGAGGAUGGAGAAGAAGAAGAGGGUGAUGGCGUGGCCGAUCCUGAAGGAAUGGUGGUGGGAACAGUGGGAGGCGGAGUCUGAAACGGACGCCGAUCUCCAGUGUGCGUGUCAAGGGACGGAGAGCGUCUGCACCGUGUCCGAGCUCCUGCCUGACACCCAGUAUUACUUUGACGUUUUCGUGAUGGACCGCGUUAACGGCACCAGCGCCGCCUACAAGGGCACCGCCGCUCGUACGCACGAGGAAGCGCGGCCGUCCAUUACUACGUUGGCUGAAGGUGAACUGAGGUGGGUCACCUUCCACGACAGAGGCUCCACUUCAGAGCAGUUCUUCAGCUUCCGUCCACACGGCGUGCAGCAGAACGGUCUCCUCACCCUGCAGAGCUGUGGCGGCGGUGAUAAGGUCAAGGUCACCGUCUCCAGUAAAGGUGUUGUUCUGACUUCUCAGGCCGUGGGGAAGGACUUGGUGCAGAUUUGGCUGCAGGGAAGCCCGGUCUAUGUCAUCCACUUGCAAAGUGAAGGAACCACAACUGCUAAUUUACCGGCGGGGCUUACGGCUUCUGUGAAAAUGCAGACCUCUUCAGCCUACCACCGUAGAGGGGUCCCGUCCUUGCCGUCCACCUUGCAGGUAAAAUCCUUCAACCGCUUGCGUGGGUGCAACAGCGUCACUCUAGCUUGGAUGGGCACCGAGGAAAGGAGCCUCUACUGUGUGUACAGGCGAAAGCUCGGCCCGGACGCCUUAACUGCACCGUGUCUGGGCCCAGAGUCCCGCUCCGAUACGGAGCGGGUCCUGUGCAAGUAUUUCCAGGAGCUGAAUCCAAGGCGAGCAGUCACGACAGCCGUGAUCGGUAGCCUCGAGCCGGGGACCACUUAUGUGUUUGAUGUCUACUUAAUGAGACGCUGGGGGAUCCCUAUCAAGUAUGCCAGCAAGACGGUCAAGACCAGGAAGGAAUGCUGAAAUACUGCCCCCUAUUGGAGGGUUAUGGAAUAGACGCUAUAAAGACUGACCAUGAGAAUGAAGCCAUUUGACUGUUGUCCACCCUCGCAGAGGAGCAAUGGUUGGACUCUCACAGGAAGAGGAGGGUGAUCUGGACACCAGCAAACGUUCACAAUAUUUACAACAGGAUGCUCAUUGUUGCUUUCCAUCGUCGAUCCCGAUAACGAUGCGGCACCGGUCCAAGUGCUCGUUUUGGUGCAUGGGUACAAAAAGGACAGAUGAGGUUUGUGAAGUAGAGUGCAAACACAAAAACAACAGCGACUGCGUGCCAAAUAUGCAACAGCAACAGAUGGGGUAAUAAUAAUUGGAUGACAUCUGAGACAUUGGAGGGGGGUUGGAGUGUAUAUUUCCGGUGCUGCGAAUUGUACGGACGCAGGCGGGUGGAAUCUACAGAUGCUUAGUUCAAAGUGUGUAUCUUUGUGUUCUGCUUUUGCAUGAAGCAGGAAGAAAAAAAAAUACUUGUGGCUAUAGCCUCAUUAUUGUUUUUGAUGUAUUCUUGUGUUGCUUCAAAUGCACCAAUAAAUACUGGGGUAUCUCUAUACUUAAUACAAUACAUGCACUUCCAUGUUAUACUAUAUAUAAAAUUA